UUUUACCUGUACAGUAAUCGGUUCGACUGGAGGUAUAUUCAAAAUGGCUGCGCCCAUGUCACCGCCGAUUGUUUUGCCAACUCAUUAUGAUCCGUCAUUUAAAGUUGAUAUUCAGCUGCAUGAACCACUGCUUUCAAGGGCAGUCACUCUUGGAGAUGUGCGCUUGGAGAUGAUCUCCCUUUGUUUCCAGCUCGAAACACUAUGUAAGAAGGAGAUUGCAGAGCAAACCAGCAUAAGACAUGGCCACGUUAGCAACUCUUUCAUUGACAGAGCCACUGUUGUAUUGGAUAGAAUGACCCGCCUACUUGAAAAGGUCCCACCUGAAUUCCAAGACUGCUUGAGGUAUAUAUACAGUCAGGGCCUGGACAAGUUGUUUCCGAGAGCAGUAACAUACCUUGCCAGCCCUCGCACAUUCGCUCUGGAUAACGAGAAUUCUUCUUUGGACAAUUAUUUAAACAGUGUGUCGCAGCUGGGGCAGAUGUCCACUUUGGCACGGCAGCUUCACAACGAUUGUGCUAACCCCUCCUCACAUAAAUACAUAGCACAUCAGCUGGCCCUACUCUACCAAACCUUGACCAGCCUGAAGAGCCCAGUGUUUUCCCAGCACAAGCAGAGUAUUGAGGGUAUGUUUAAGCCUAUCAAGGCCACACUGGCUGAGUCAGAUGAGGACAUGAGGAGGUGUCUCACAGAGGAGCAGCAGGAAUGGUUACUAAAUCUGACGAGUCAUAUCCUGAACAUUCUGAACACGUUCCCUGCAGAGCUCACCAUGGACAUGGUGCUACCUGCCACAGUGUUGCUGAAGAACACGUCUCCAUGACAACACUACAUGCAACCGUUCUGGUCACCAUGGAUACACAUGAACCGUGUUUUGUGAAAACCAGACUUAAUGCAUGUGCAUAAAGUGUCCUGUUAGAUUAUCCUGAGCAGUCUGCACAUGCUAAUCAGGGACGACACUGACCGCUUUAAUGGAUUUUUUUGUUUCAAGAAAAUCCAGUCAAGGCAUAAAGUGUUGUCCCUUAUAAGCCUGUGCAGACUGCUUAUGCUAAUUUUUGACGACACUUUACGCACAUGCAUUAAGCCCAGUUUUUCCAUAACCCAGCUCACAUAUGUUGGGAAUGAUGAGCAAUUUUGAGUGCUCGUACAUGUUAUAUGACAUCCUAUUAUAUGUAAAGGCAGAAUGUGGUUCAAAAUGAAUUAAAAUAGAUGUGUUCUGGAGUUUUGUGUACUAUCUGUUUCAUGACACUUCGUUUGUACAAGUGUUCAGUGGUCAUAGUAACCAUUGGAUGUGUACUAAGCUAUAAAACCUUCUUUAUUUACUAGUAUCCUUUAUAGGAUUUUACUUUACAUGUUCUGUUCUUGACAUUGGUCAUUGUGUACAUAAUUAUAUUGAGAGGUUACAGGUGGAAGAGAAUUGUUAACUGUGUGUAGUCCACCAGUAGACAGUAGUCAGGGAUUGUGUUGAUCAUUAAUGGGUUGAUUUCUAGGUGGUAAGGGUUUCAUAAUCGCAUUUUCGUUGGACAAAACUUUUUAUGUCCCCCACUAUAGUAGUGUAGUGGGGGACAUAUUGUUUUUGCCCUGUCUGUCUGUUGGUCCGUUGGUCUGUCCGUCUGUUUGCGCCAACUUUAACAUUUUGCAAUAACUUUUGCUACAUUGAAGAUAGCAACUUCAUACAUAUGUAUUUGGCAUGCAUGUGUAUCUCAUGAAGCUGCACAUUUUGAGUGGUGAAAGGUCAAGGUCAUCCUUCAAGGUCAGAGGUCAAAUAUAUGUGGCCAAAAUCGCUCAUUUUAUGAAUACUUUUGCAAUAUUGAAGAUAGCAACUUCAUAUUUGGCAUGCAUGUGUAUCUCAUGAAGCUGCACAUUUUGGGUGGUGAAAGGUCAAGGUCAUCCUUCAAGGUCAGAGGUCAAAUAUAUGUGGCCAAAAUCGCUUAUUUUAUGAAUACUUUUGCAAUAUUAAAGAUAGCAACUUGAUAUUUGGCAUGCAUGUGCAUCUCAUGGAGCUGCACAUUUUGAGUGGUGAAAGGUCAAGGUCAUCCUUCAAGGUCAGAGGUCAAAUAAAUGUGGCCGAAAUCGCUUAUUUUAUGAAUACUUUUGCAAUAUUGAAGAUAGCAACUUGAUAUUUGGCAUGCAUGUGUAUCUCAUGGAGCUGCACAUUUUGAGUGGUGAAAGGUCAAGGUCAUCCUUCACAAGGUCAAGGUCAUCCUACAAGGUCAAACGUCAUAUAGGGGGACAUUGUGUUUCACAAACACAUCUUGUUAUCAUCUGUUACACUAAAGUAUGUAGUAAAAAGUAAAUUAUUUAGCUAAUUGAAACUACCCUUUGCAUGUUAAAUGCUCUAGAAUAUCUGGAUGCUUCACCCUGCCCCUUUUUUUGGUUCCAACAUCCUGGCACCUCAACUAAUGGAACUUUUUGAUAUUUUUUUCACUUUUGUUCAUUUUUGCUAUUUCUAUUUUAAAAUAAUAAAAAUGUGAAAAACACAGCAAGACUUAAUUAAUAUCCAAAUUUGUAUAAGGAAGCUAAAGCAUGCAAUCAUUCAUCUCAUCCCAUGGGUCUUUUAAAUAGCUUUUUUCAAUUCUUUUAUUUAGUUUGGGAUUUUAUAUUUGUAGUUCAUAUUAUUCUUUCUAGCGCCCAGGACGUCACAUGUUUGAUCCCAUUUGUGGGAGCUUUUUUUAUCCCUCAAAGACACAAAAAAAUGGUUUUACCCAGGAUAUAGACUCCAGUAUCUCAGUAAGCCUUAUAUAGGCUUUUGGUGCCAUGGAUAUUAAAUAAAUAGCUUUUUACUGAACAAUAUAGACAACAUUGUCCAAUAUAUCAAGAGCUAUAGAAUAACAUACAUCAGUAUCAUCAGAUUCUUUAGUUAAACAUUUCUUUGGGAUACAUAUAACAAGCUAGUAUAAUUAUAUAUUGAAGUUGUGUGUGUUGUAGAUUAAGUUUUGUGUGUGUUGUGGUUUUUCAUCCUAUUGUUAGCUGAGAUUAAAAAGAUGCAGUUUUGAUGAGUUUUAUAUGACAGUAGAAAUGAGCUAUCACAGGAAUGUUAAGAAUUCAGUUUUUUGACAUCUUUUUCAAUGAAUAGAUGCAAUACAUUUUGUAACAUGUGGUUUCAUUGUACCUAUUGUUGGAAGGAACACUUAGAUUAUGUUUCAAUUUGAGGAAAAUAUUGUACUUCUGAUUAAGUACCAAUCCUGUAUUUUACUGUAAAUCUAUCUUUAAAUAUCUUUUUGGGGUUAUUUUUUCUGUUUUUCAGUAGUAUUAAUGUCUUCCUUUAAAAAAUUAAUUAUUUAUAAUGGAAAUGAGCCAAUGAACAAGUUAUGUAUCGAUUUUGAUGUAUUACAGGAUUUAUUCAAUGUUUUUUAUAAGGAUGUUUGACAAAUGUUCAGUUCAAACUUUUCUGUUUAAACAUGUAUUUUUUUGUAAAACACAAUUGAACAAGCAACUGCUGAUUUGCAAUGUCUAAUUAUGGUAUCCAUGUGCUAGACAACAAUUAUCAUUUGUUUGCAUACUAUUAGUUCUGCCUACACUAUUUAUAAUUAUAUUAUUUAUAUAAAGAUUAGUUCACAUCAAUAGUAAUUUUUGUCAUAAUGAAUAUUUUGUUUACUGCUUGUUUUGAUUUUAAGUUGCUUUGCGUACUUAAUGAUGGUCAUGUUACAUGUAUUUAUAGUGCUAUAGCUGUGUUCAUGAAUUGUUAAGUACAUUUUAAUGUUUAGGUACUCGCACAUUUCUGAUCUCUGUCUGCUGAACAGUAUUUUAUGUGUGCACCAGCAUUUUAUAUUAUAGACAUCAUUCUCUCAUCAUUAGGCUUUUAGCACUUGUGUUCUACUUAUUUUGUUGAAAUUCACCCCGUCCCAGUGUAAUAUACCUAUGAUGAAAAGCACAUUAAACUUUACUUAAAACA
Molecule: messenger RNA, 3889 nt
Organism: Dreissena polymorpha
Lineage: Eukaryota; Metazoa; Mollusca; Bivalvia; Myida; Dreissenidae
Exons: 8
Coding region: 44-817 (257 amino acids)
Source: RefSeq, a predicted model, not a curated record